Messenger RNA from Mesocricetus auratus (golden hamster), 4279 nucleotides. It is a transcript of the gene Fam234b, whose product is annotated as family with sequence similarity 234 member B. Lineage: Eukaryota; Metazoa; Chordata; Mammalia; Rodentia; Cricetidae. The record is from RefSeq and is a predicted model, not a curated record. Gene Ontology annotation, molecular function: protein binding. The coding region runs from base 109 to 2007 and encodes 632 amino acids. The transcript has 13 exons.
ACCCCUUUCCCGCCCGCAGCCCCACGCCCCACGCCCCACGCGCGGCCCGCAGGCGAACUACACUUCCCGGCAGGACGCGGCGCGCGCACGCGCACGGGGGCCUCCGCCAUGGCGACAGUGCUGUCCAGGGCGCUCAAGCUCCCGGGGAAGAAGAGCCCAGACCUCGGGGAGUAUGACCCCCUCACCCAGGCUGACAGCGAUGAGAGCGAAGAUGAUCUCGUGCUUAACUUGCAGCAGAAGAACGGAGGGGUCAAAAAUGGGAAGAGCGCCCUGGGGGACCUGCCGGAGCCCGACUCGGAUGCCGACGUGGCUGGGGCUGGGAAGCCACAUCUUUCAGAAGUCGCCCCAGAGGGUUACCCCUCGGAACCCCUCGGGGGUCUGGAGCAGAAGGCCACCUCUUCCCUGGUGUCCUAUGUGCGCACGUCUGUCUUUCUGCUGACGCUGGUGAUCUCCAUGGUCCUGGUCCUCCUCUGCGCCUUCCUCAUCCCCUGUCCUCCCCGGGAUCUGCACAGCACCUGGAGCAGGCGCCUGGGCUCCCAAGGAGGCCCUUUUUGUUUCUUUAUGUGUACGCCAGACGGGGACCUGUCUCCCCUGGAGUUGGCUGACGUGAAUAGAGAUGGCUUGCGGGACGUGCUUCUCUCCUUUGUGACAACCAGGAAUGGGACUGAAGGAGGUGGUGGCUCACAACCGACUGCAGAUCUUGUGUGCCUUUCGGGGGUGAAUGGCAGCAUACUGUGGUCCAGUCCCCUCCCAGAGGAGGCUCAAGAUGUCACAUGCUUGGAUCUGACGCCAGGAAGCGUGGCCAAAACCAUCUGCCUCGUGACAGGGACGCGCAAGAUGCUCAGUGCAUUCAAUGCUACGUCAGGGAAAGUCAUGUGGACCCUAAACCCGAACCAUCUGUCCAAUGGCACCUUGGCUGCCCCCGUUGUGGUGCUGCCGGACCUGGACGGGGAUGGUGUCAGAGAUCUGGUGGUGCUGGCCAUUGGAGAAUUGCAGCCAGAUCUGUGUUUUCUGCUGGUUUCUGGCCGGACAGGGAGUCCCAUAGGCCGACCUGUGAAGUACAACAUCGUGGGAGUGGGGAAUCUGAUUGGUCCCCAGGUUUACAUCACCACCAGUGGGGCUGUCUACAUCCUGUUUGGCUUUGGAAAUAUACAAGCUGUCGCCCUGCGGGACAUCUUUGUUCAGGCCCAAAAUCGAGACAGCUCACCACCCUCUCUGCAGAUAGAAGAGCCAGAGUGGGAGAAGCGGAGAUCCGUCAACCUUUCUGAGCUCAUCGACGUUUACAGUGAUGGAGUUGAGCUUCUCCAGUUGGUGAAGGCUCAAGACUCCAACUGCAGCAGCCUCUUGAUUACAACCAGACAAGGCCUGGUCCUGCUUCGGGGACAAGAUCUCAUGCCACUCUGGAAACUGAACCUUCAAGGCCUGCUCAGCCAGCCCACUCCUGGGUAUUUCACCGAUGACCAGACAUUGGACUUCCUUCUGCAGACACAGGAUGGAGUUGGGAUGAAAAAGAUGACAGUGGUAGAUGGUGCCUCUGGCUCCAUCAUCUGGAGUCACACUAUCCCAUGUCACAUGAAGGAAACACCAACCACUUCUGCAAUUACUUCAGACCAGAAGUCUGUCUUCCUCUUCUGGGCAGAAGCGCUGACCACUGCAUCUCUUAAUUCUGAUGACAUUAGAGGCACUGAUGGUCUUUACCACCUUUAUCUUCUGCACCCGAGCUUCCCCUCCAUCCUCCUGGACCUGACCAAUACCACUGGCAUCGUGACAGCCUCAGAGGUUGGGAUCAACGACAUCUGGAAAGAUGCCUUUUAUGUCACCAGGACAACAGGGAUGAGCCCUGAUGGACACCCCACCUCUCUGGUGGUCAGCAAACUUAGCCUGCGCUGGGCACUCAUGGAAGGCCAGAUGGUCCAGCUGAAGGAAGCCACCCCUAAAAUUGGCCGUGGGGAGCUGCGAAGAUUUCUCUCCAGGAUCAAGUUUGUUGAUUCUCCCUACCAGAUCUAGUGCAACAGAACCCAGAUUCUGAAGAACCAUGCAGAGCGGCUCCUGUCCCUCCUGGAUCAGUUCUCUAGAGAGAUGACGACUUCGGAGUCAUGCAGCACUUGGGGACCGCUGGCUGCACUCUGGCAGCCUGUUGGAGCUGUGCGGUGCAGUGUCAUCGGCUUAGCUGGGGAUCUCACAACCUUCCCGUCCCUGCACUAACCCCUCCUCCCAGGAGCUCUGUGGACAGUUUGGAAAUGUGAAUCUUAUAGUUUUUUUUUUUUUUUGUACCUCUAAUUUAUAAACCCUUGCUGGGAAAUCCAGUGGCCUGCAAGCAGGAUAUAUGUGUUUUGCAUUAGGCCGUGUGUGUGUGUGUGUGUGUGUGUGUGUGUGUGUGUGUGUGUGUGUGUGUGUGUGUGUCCAGUGUUGUAACAUAAUUGAGAUAUGCCCCAAGCUUCAGGGAUUCCAUUUCUUUCUUGUCCUCUUGUCAUAUGAUUUGGUCAUCUUCAUGUGUCUGGAUGGCCUACCUCUGAAAUCCUGAGGGUCACUCACCACUCACCACUGUUUUCUGUCUGUCUGUACUGUGGUUCCUUCCCAAGGCUAGACAGCAGUGAGAAACACUGGACGUUAUGAUGGGGCUGGUUAUCCAGUAUAUUCAUCUUCCUGCCUCCUAGACUCUCCACCUCUGUUAGGUGGUCAUGAGAACAGACAUGUUUCUCUCUCAAAGGGAGCAAGGGACAGAGUUCCCGUGACUCCUCUGACCAGGACCUUAUGUGACCCUGUGAUGGCUCCGCGGCUAUGGUCUUUGAUUCUACAGCCAUGACAGAAGGGUUUGCAUGCACGUUGUGGUCAGCUUCGAGGUUGGAAGCCCCAUGGCCUUGUCCUGGCUGCAGCUCCACUCUGCUCUGAGUCUUCUCUGGAGUUCCUCCAUCUCCUCCUCUCUUACUUCCUCUUCUAUUCAGGGAUCUGUUUCUGGACUUUUGCUUCUUACGUCCAGUAUGCAACCACUCUGCUCUGCGUUCCUCCUUCCUCCUAGAGCCUUCGAAGCGUUAUAUUGAAAAAAUUCUUGUGCAAAUACUGUAACUUUUAUAAUCAAGUUCUUUAGAAUUAUCUGCAUUCUUCUGCAUUCUUUGUAAAUGUGUGGCCUUUAAUUUUGAAUCUUCCAAGCGUCUACAUCAUUGUCUGAUAUGCCAUGUGUUGCCAUGGCUUCCAGUGAAAACGUACUUCUCUUCCUGAGUGAAAACCAGAUUUUCUUCUCACUUGGGCUGGUAUCAUUUUAACUUGUGUUAACAAAGAGAUCCCAGAAAACUAGACUAUAGAUUUAAGGGGCUAUGAGUUGCCCACAAUAGGUGUUAUGGGUAACAGGAGGUCGGUGUACUCAGUCCAUCCUACAGAUUGGUCUCAUCAGGCUUGUUGACACCUCUGCCGUAAGACCCUGGAAGAAUAUUUGGUAGUCAUACGGGACCAGGUUGACUUUGGGAAGAGGGAACAAUGAGUUAUCUGGAGAUAACUCUAGGCUCAUUUCUAGUAGGUUGAAUUUCUAUGAGUAAAAGGGCUGAAUAGAGUUUUUAGUCUUCUCAGGACUAGAUUAGAGUAGAGCAAACUAUCAAGUAGGCGGUGGCCUGGUUGAGCCCCCAGAUACAAUGUGUUCUCUGCAGUGUUGAUAUUCUGAGAAGCCUGCCUGUGAAGGAAGGAAGGAAGGCACCAAGAUGCUUAAUGGAGACCUGUUUGGGGCUGAGACUGUUUAUGCUAGUUGAGUCUCAGAUAAGAGGAAGCCACAAAGGCAGCAUCACUAAGUCACCAGAAGUGUGAAGCUCUUCCUUCGCUAAAUGCAAUGGAGACUCUAGCCUUACUUCCUGUUGUAGAUGGUACGGAAAAGUAGCUGAGGGCUGAGGUGACUUCAUCUGACCAGUGUGAGUGCUGGCCUCCUGUCAGCUGCCUCACGCACUUCCUCCUCCUUGCAGCCGCUCACCCAGAUAUCCAAGGCAGGAACUGCUCAACACUGGACGACCCACAGAAUCAGCCCGACCACUACACUUAGAAGUAAUGCCUCUAUACAAUGCAGGGGUCUUCCCUCCCUCCUCAACCUCUCCUCUCCUUCCUUUAUAAGCCCUCCUCUGCCCCGCACGGCGUCCUCACCACCCCCAAAUACACCGUGUGGCGAUACCAACUAACCCCAGGAAUGUGAAUCGCUGUCCACAUACCUGUGUUGAGAAGGAGCCAGCGGGUCUGUUGCUAGAGCGCACCUUUUUAAAAUGUGAACUGUUACAGAACAAAUAAAUGCCGUGUACAGGAA